AUGUCCGACGAUUACACACAGGAAGAGAUUUGGUCCUCGCCGGUCCAAGCCGACCGUCCGAGGACCCCCAGGACUCCCAAGACACCCAAGACUCCAACCCAGGAACGUGAGCCUAUAGACCAUGAAGCUGCGCUGCGCAAGGAGCUCGAAGGUGUACGAAACAUCAACGAAUCCAUCGAGGGCGUUAUUGCGACCCUAGAGCGUGCCGGGGGCAACAUGGAUGUACGUGCCGUGCUCCGUGCCUGCUGCCACGUCUACUGA
Messenger RNA from Fusarium keratoplasticum, 261 nucleotides. RefSeq lists its product as uncharacterized. The coding region runs from base 1 to 261 and encodes 86 amino acids. The transcript has a single exon. Gene Ontology annotation, cellular component: DASH complex; mitotic spindle. Lineage: Eukaryota; Fungi; Ascomycota; Sordariomycetes; Hypocreales; Nectriaceae. The record is from RefSeq and is a predicted model, not a curated record. Gene Ontology annotation, biological process: mitotic cell cycle.